UGCUCUCUUCCACUAACCGCCACGAUCUUACGAAUCUGUAUCUCAGGAUUUUACUGCUGUCCUUCAUUUAUUUGUCAUGUAUUCUAGUCACCACCAUUCUCGACCUCGUGUAUCCAUACCUUCAGGCUCCCAGCAGCCAAUGAACCCGGAACCACCUUUUUCACCCUAUGCAUUCGAACUUACGCCGGCACCAGACCGUCAACAUGUGUCGAAUUUAUGGGACACCUUAGAUUCGCAACAUGUUCCAGGUGCCUUCGAACCACGUACUCAUUCUAUGCUGAACAUCAGCUCCCAAUCUUCCAAUCUGAGUCGCGCAAGCACAGUUUCUGCGGCAUCGGAGCCUCUUAUCCCUUUCCCGGAACCUCAGUUAUAUCGUUCAUCGUCUCAAAGAGCUAGCCUUUCUCCAGGAAAUAUUCCAGUACUCACGCAUCGACACAGCAGAAGUGCUUUGGGUGGCGGUGGUCCGCAUCUGCGACGAGAAGAGUCGCGUCUAUCUUUGGCUUCGUCUUAUGAUCAGCUGGAUGAUAGUGACCAUUAUGAAACUGCAUCUGCUGGUUCCCAUGGUAACACUGAUAACGCGACUCAGCAGCUUUCUAAUUUGUCACUGGAGUCGGAGGAAGGACUGCGGAAGUUUCAGGCCGGGGAAUUACCCGAAGUUGAUCAGGAAUGGUAUAAACUAGUCCCUCCAGAAGCCCGGGAAGCUCUCGGAAAGAAAGAGGUACAGAGACAGUCUGUGCUAUUCGAAGUAUUCAAAUCAGAACGUGAAUAUGUCUCUGACUUGGAAGCCGUGCAGGAUGUUUUCAUCACGCCGUUGAGGUGCGCGGACCCACCUAUUAUUGCCGAAAACAGCCUAUCCGGGUUCAUUGCCGAAGUUUUCGGGAACUUGAGUCAGAUUCUUACCCAUCAUCAGCGACUUUUGGCAGCUCUCUUUGCUCGCCAGCGCGAGCAACAUCCGUUCGUUCUUAGUAUCGCCGACAUCAUACUGGAGACUGCUUUGAACCCCGGUUUCAGAUCUGCGUACGAAAUCUACAUCAAACAUUACCCCAUAGCAGAGUCUCGUCAUCGAAAGGAACUCAAGCGAAACUCUUCUUACCAGUCUUUCGUCCAAUCUGUAUCUUCCGACCCGAGAAUUCGAAAGCGUGACUUGGUCACCUUCCUCUCACGCUCUGUGACUAGGCUACCACGUCUGAGCUUGCUCCUAGAACAAAUACUGAAAUUGACCGACAAGGAUUCCGAACAUCCAGACUUGGAAAGUCUACCUAUCAGUCUAGGGAUAUUCAGUGAUUUUAUCAAGAGCACUCAGCCUGGAAUAGAAGCUGCAGAGAGCAAGGUCAAGUUUUGGUCUUUAUGCGAAAGUUUGCAGUUUCAGAAGGGCGAAACGAUCGACAUGGAUCUGUAUGACGACAGCCGGACACUAGUGUACUCCGGGCCUGUAGCGCGAAGAUCACGUUCAUCAACGUCCGGAUCUUGGACUGACCUUGUUGUCGCUCUACUGGAUAAUUACUUUCUUUUGACUCGCGAAGAGACCAGGCCAAAUGCCGUCGUCAAACGAUUUCUCAUUUCCCGCCCGCUUCCUCUAUCCUUCCUGCGUUUAGGAACCUUCUCCGACCCACCUGAAUAUCGCAAAGAAUACGAUAAGGAAGGUGGUGUUUUGGGUUUGCGAUACCACAACGUUCCCAUUUAUCCUUUCACCAUAUACCACGCCUCGAGUAGGGCAAACCGCCGAUAUACCCUCUACGUUUUGAGCGAUUCAAUACGCAAAAAGUGGUUUAACUAUCUUGUUGAUGCCAUCGGGGUCAACAAAGCCCGACAGGACGGAAACAUGUACUUUGACGUUCAAACGCUCUCCGACUCUUUUUUCCGUGUCAUGGGACCGAAGUACAGCUCGGGUGGGCGCCUGACUGGCAAAGUUACCAGUGCGGUACCAUUUGUUAGUGGAGGACGUAACUUUCUUGCCGUUGGCUGCGCGUCAGGCAUAUAUGUCUCAUUACGUGGGAAGGAUGAGUUUCGAAAGGUUCUGGAUCAUUCUAAUCCAACAUCUAUAGCUGCCGUCCAGACGUUUGAAAAAAAGAUCUUCAACAGAUUUCUCGUACAUCAUGAUUCGGUCCUGACGUCGUAUUCCCUUGACCUCGUUGCGCGGGUGGCAGUUGGUCAAGCUCAGCAAAAAACCCUAGAAGCUUCACUGGAAAAAAUAGCUGGCCACGACGCGAACGUUCUUUUCUUUCGGCAAGUGCACAUCGGUACAAGGGUCUUGAUCAUAUAUGCUUCAAAGAGGCUUUUACAAGUGUCGCUCAGCCUUCACGUACUUGAGGCUGUGGACGUAUCAGAGACGCCUAUGUCUCCGAGGCGCAACUCCUCAACAACCGGAAUAUCCUUUCGUCCUUUUGGUGAUGCUGGGUAUGUUCCCAAAGACGCGUACGACAUUACAGCCCUUGUCAAAACGAUUGGGGUAUGCACUGAUGCUGGGAUAGUCAUCUUGGAUCCAACCAACUUGGCACGAUCUGCGGUGACAGUCGUCCCUAAUCUCAGUGACGCGACAAACAAUGCCGCUAUGGCGACACUGAAAUCUCGACUAGAGGGUGCUAAACCAUUAGGGCUUGUUCGAUGUGAUUCAAACGAGCUUCUGGUUGUCUAUAAUAGUGUUGGAUGUUAUAUUACAAAGCACGGCCAGCCCAGCCGUGCCUGUAAAUACCUCAGGUGGGAAACGCAGGCGACGUCGUUCGCCCAUCGCGGUGUCCAUUUUCUUCUCUUUUCAUCGGGGUUCAUCGAAGUCAGGAAUAUUAUCACUGGCCGUCUUGUGCAGGUUAUAGAGAGCGACAGUAUUCGCUGCUUGUAUUCCGGACCUGCCACAAGCUCAAAUGAUACGAUCCUGGUCGGGAUGCGAGGCGCCAAAGACGACAAAGACGGUGUUAGCGAGCGUAUAGUGGAGUUAGUGGAAACGAAAGAGCUCGGAGUGAACCAUCCUCCAGUUACCAACGGCGCACCUGGAAUGUGGGAUGAGUGGGAUAUGUGAUUUAUGCUAAGUAAAUCGCUAUUCGCUACGUUACAGCUCGACCUAAUAUGUAUGUAUCUACUCGUGUGUAUCCAGUACAUAGACUCUUUUGAUUACUCUUUGAACCCCACAAAGAAUCUCAAGGGGAGACUAACAACAGAAAACCCUCAUUGAUCAAAGCGACAACUGGG
Guyanagaster necrorhizus is the source of this 3183-nucleotide messenger RNA. RefSeq lists its product as uncharacterized. Gene Ontology annotation, molecular function: guanyl-nucleotide exchange factor activity. The coding region runs from base 77 to 3013 and encodes 978 amino acids. Lineage: Eukaryota; Fungi; Basidiomycota; Agaricomycetes; Agaricales; Physalacriaceae. The record is from RefSeq and is a predicted model, not a curated record. The transcript is spliced from 14 exons.